Contarinia nasturtii (swede midge) is the source of this 600-nucleotide messenger RNA. RefSeq lists its product as uncharacterized. NCBI's taxonomy places the organism in Eukaryota, Metazoa, Arthropoda, Insecta, Diptera, Cecidomyiidae. The transcript is spliced from 6 exons. The record is from RefSeq and is a predicted model, not a curated record. Bases 70 to 489 code for a protein of 139 amino acids.
CAAGACUGUAUAAAAGGCAACGGAGCUCCAAUCGAAAAUUAUAAGUUGCACGAAUUUACAACGUUCGAGAUGAAAUUUACAAUCUUAGAAUUUUUGGUGGCUUCGUUGUUCAUUCUCGCGGUCAAAGCCGAAGAAUUAGCAACGAAAGAAGUUGAACAAAAACCAGCGACGGAACAACAACCAAUGGCAGAACCACAAGCUAGCCUUGACUAUGGCAAAGAAGAAGAAGCUGAAGCUAAGAGAAGCAUGCUGUACUUGUUUCAACAAAUGAUAGAUGUUGGUGCCACUUCUUAUGAUGCAAGCCGAGAAUCCAAGGAUGUGUUUGCUCUUCGUGAUGAAGCCAUUAACGUUUUGGAUCAAUUCAUUAAAAACCCAAAUGAAGAACAAUUGGAAGCACAAAAACAUAAUCCAGCUCUGGUGGAUGCAGCAAAAUUGGCCUAUGACGAACUUAUGCUUGACAAAACAGCAUCAGCCGAUUCAAAAGCAUGAAGUCUUAAUUUUUUGGGAUUUUAUUAAAUGACGCAUUUAAAAAAAUACAAAUUCAAUGUGAAUUUAACUUUUUAAAAUAAAAAGAUCGAUUAAAUACUGAGAAUAGUAAAA